Molecule: messenger RNA, 5866 nt
Organism: Porites lobata
Lineage: Eukaryota; Metazoa; Cnidaria; Anthozoa; Scleractinia; Poritidae
Source: the annotation of a GenBank genome assembly
AUGCACAGUCGUGUAAUAGAAAUGGACGUUAUAUCAUGGCGGCGAACCAGCAAGUAACAGAAGGUUGGAGAGCUACUGACUUUUUCCUCUGGUCUUUAGAGUUUUGAAAAAGAAAAUACGUAAAGCAGUGUCUUAGUUAUAUGUUCCUAUGUUGCAGAUUUGAAAGCAUUUGAACGGAGGCUGACGGAGUAUGUGUCGUGUUUAGGUCCGCAGACGGGAAGAUGGAGAAGUGAGUUUUCAUAUCAGUGCAGGCAUUUGGAGUGCAUAAUUAUUGAUCGCGGUGGUUUUGUCUUGAAUUCAGGGUAUCAAUUUUCUGCUGAAAAACGUACGCAAGGAAAUAAACAGUAUUGUGAUACUGUGGCCUAAAACAAAGGAUAUAAGCGUGCCUGAAUAUAAAGCUAGAAUCCCUCGCACUUGUUAUGCUCACCUUGAGCUUCAAACCUGUAGUUAAGCCUGCUUUGUGAGCUUAGUUUUAUAAAAUCAUAAAUUGCUUAAUUACUUUUUCUUGUUGCAUUAUGUUGUAUGAUGUAAAGCUGUAAUAAUGUCCAACAGUGUGGUAUUUAGCAUUGCAGUACAAAUGUGAUGUGCAUAGAUGUCUUCAUAGAGGGACCAUAAGCAUGGUUUUCACUUGCAAUAAUGUCAGGCUGAGGAGUAGAUCCAGGAGGAGUACACUGGAUUUCAAGUGACAGGGAUGAUCAAAGGAUUUUUUGGGGUAGAAAAAUUUGGCAAGUAUAUUUUGGGGUGGCUUGAUGUAAGUAGGGAUUUUUGGGGGGUAUUCAAAACAAUCUGAAGACUCGUGGUAGUGCCUGUGUGAUAACGUCAGAUGGUAUGAUGGAGAAACAAACACAAACAAUGAAUGUCUUCUGUAAAUUUUUAAGACUUGGAAUUUCUGCAUGGAAUUUUUUGGAGGUUAAUUUUUUGUCUAGGGAUUUUUUUGGCUUUUGCUUUUUGCCCCUAUUCAAUCAUCUCCGUCACUUGAAAUCCUGAACACUUCCCCUGGGUAACUAAAAGGGCUGAGCAUUACCAUCUGGUGAAAAAUAAUUAAUAUUAAUUAAUGUUAUAUUAUUAGUCUAAGUAGAUGGUGUUAAUGUUUACAGUGAUCCUUGUUAUUUCAUCUGUUGCUACGGCUGCUGGAGCCUGGGGAUUAAUAACAGAUAAUCAACAAGUAAGUGAUAGUUAAGAUACCAUCAAAUUCCUGUCACCAGCCCUGAGCUUAUACAACUUCGUAAGGGGUUUUGAUUAGACUAAUAAAUGGGUGGGCAUUUGUCCAGGUUGCGUUAAAAAUGAUAUAAAAAUGUUUUGGAUGGCCAAAACAUCAGACACAAUCAUUUAGAACUAUGGUUUUACCCUUAGCCAGAGCAAAAGUAAAACAAAAUCUGUGUCUUAAGCUGACUUUUAUAACAUCACCAACAAAGAGUUAGUAGUACCCAGGGGAGAAUGUAGGCAAAGAGAGAUGAUAUUCUGAUGUGUGAAGAAAACAGAUGAAACCCCUAUAUGUAGGUCUUUUGUUUUAGGGCUCUAGGUUGCAUCCUGAAUUUUUUUUUUUCAACCAAUCUCGUGAGACGUUAGUUUGUCAGAGCUCUGACAUCACCUUUUACUAGCAAUGUUUUUUUUUUGCGUGCUGAUUAUGUUUUGCUGGGUUUUCAUCUGGGUGGGCAUUUAACAAGAAUUCUUUAUUGAGAUUUACACAUGCUGAUUAAAAAGUAAUUCCUUUUAUAGCUCCUUCAUGUAUUGUUAACCAGUUUUUCAAGAUUAGUGUGUAAGGGAUUAGGAGCUGUCAACAUCCUAAUGAUUUCCUUUGCCUAAAGGCUCGAAGUUGGACAUAAUGUGUAUAAAAUUAUUCCCUAUUUUCACUUGAUUACACCUACAUUGUACUAAUUUUAUCAAUGAACUGUUCACCUCAAUAAUUUUUGACAAAUCAACCACAAUUUUCCCUGGUCUACAUUCUUUUAGACCAUAGAAAUGACAUCAAAAAAUGUUCAAAACUGGAACCACCAGCUGCAGGCGAAUGGUUUCACUGCAAAGUUUUCAACUUUUUAUGGCGUCAUUUCUAUGGUCUAUAAGAGUGUAGACCAUGGAAAAUUUUGGUCGAUUUUUUUUUUACCAUGGUUAUUUUUAUACAAAAGACCAAAAACAAGAGAACCAGCACUGCGUGACAUGUUAUGUCAUUUCCAUGGUCUGUACUAUUAUAGACCAUAGCUGUCGACCAAUCAGCGCACAAGGAUUCGCUCAGUUAUUGAAAAUAUCCUUUGCUCUUGUUUUUGCAGCAUCCAUCAUUACUACAAUACCUUUUCUAUCACAAAUUAUUUACACUAAGUUGCUGCAUCCUAUUCAUAUUACUUAUGCUCGGAAUUCAUAGAAGAGUUAUGGCCCCACAGAUGUAUCCUUUACUCUUCAGAAUCCCAAAAUGUCCAAUAAUAAUAAUAUUUAUUUUAUGUAUAACAAUAAAUUAAUUUUAAGUGAUACUGUUAUCAAUGGAAUAAUAUUAAUGUAAGUUUUCUAUAACACAUAAGUGGGUUUGGGUCGAAUAAAAGGUAACCCAUUUUCGUUGGAAGUUUGGUGUCAAAACAAGAAAUAUGUUGCUGCCAUGUUGAUCUUGGAUCAUGUUUCAAUCACUUUGCAGUGCAACCACAAGCGGGUCUUCAUUUCUAUGGUCUAUAAAACUGCAGACAGCAGGAAAUGAUUGUUUAUUUGUUACUUAUGCCUGCAGUUUCUUCUUUGCUUUGAUAAAGAGGGUGUGCUUCUGGAUCUCAAACUGUACAUUUAUCAACUCUGUUGUAGUUAUCUUUUUUUCGUUUGUUUCCUUUUAAGAAUAUUUUAUGGCCACCCAAAAGAUUUUAUUAUAAUGGUAUUAUUAUUUGUAUUUUGUAUUGUACUGGUAAUGAGAAAAAUAAAAAGUUUUGCCUUUAACAUAUCAAAGAAUUUUAGCAAGAACAAGAAUUGUUUUAGAGGAUUACAACAUGUCCUGUGAUGAUGUAAGUACUUUUUUUUGUCUUAAAAUGCUGUACAGUGAUAGUUCAGACACCAAUUAAAUAAAUGUGCCACAAUAAUAAAGUUAGAUGAUCAGUAGAUUGGUGCAAACCACCCUGGAGGCAGAGGCUCCUUUUGUCUUCGUCUUGAUCAAAGAGGGGAAAUAAGAAUACUCUGCCUGAAUCACAUCAAGCCAUUGAAGUUGCUUCAGGCUGGACUUUAGGACUAGUCAAUCUUGUCUUCUCUUGUGAAACUGGUUUUUCCAGUGUCUGUAUCCAUUUUUUGAUAAAGCGAUGCUCAUAACUGAGCCCGCUGUCUCCAGGGCACAGCUAGUAGGCCUGGUUGGAAGCUGUACUAAAGCAACAGGCUGCACAUGCUCAACAAAGAUCUUGCUUGAUUCAUGCAUUUUUUCCCAAGUAUGCCAAAAUUGAGCAAACAAAAGAAAGGAUCUCAGGCAGGGGAGAUACAAGCCUGACUUACAUACAUAAACUUGUCUCAUAUUAAAUAACCUUCCAGUUACACUCACAAAGGAACAUUAUUAUUCUAUCAUUGCACUGGGUUAAUUUCUCAAUUAUUUUCAUAUGGGAAUGCAAUAUAUUUAUCAGGUAAAUGGGGAGAGGCCAUUAUUUUGUAGUGCUUUUCAAAAGGUAAAUUCCAGUAGUUUUAGUGGUGGAAUUGCCUAAAAAUCAUCUAACCCGUGGUCAGGCCAAUUUUGGCAGCUCUAUAAUAUUCUCCUAAACAGAGGAAAAUCUCAGGUGAAAAAUAAGCCAUCCCAAAAAGCUGCUUCACCAAGUUAGCUUCCCAUCAAGUUUACCUUUUCUACAAAAAGGCUGAUAACAAUUCUCAACAUUGACAUGUUAACACCUCUCUUUUAUAAUAAUUUAUUAUCUGUGGCAUUUUCAGAAGGGAAGACUUAUUCUAAAGCCAAGGCCAACGUGACAAAGGCCAAAAAAGCCUGGUUUUCACCGGCAAGCUGAUCAUAAGAAGAAGAGAAAACAGAGGCAGAAGCAUGCAAGAAAGUGCAGAUGAACUCCUCUUACCAGAGCAUGUGGAUUUUUAAAAAUUAUUCCUCAAGCCCAAAUGGGCUCUGAGUCAAUAUUGACUCAGAGGCCACGAGGUCAAGAGGAAUAAUAAAUUGUUUUGGUAAAAUCCAACUAGUUGGUCAAAAAUAUUGAGAAUAAAAGCAUUUUAGCUAGUUAAAGCUAGACUUUAAACCUUUUUGCCACCCAAAAGCCUGCUCUUUUCGCUACUAGUGGGCUAUAACAUAUAGCCUAGUAGUGGCUCAACCAAUCAGAAUGUAGCAUUGAUAAUAGACCACUAGUUGGAUUUAACUAAAAAAUAUUAUUUGUGCUUAGCUUGUUUUCUUCUGUUUUCAGUCUUAUCAUUGGUGAAAAGUAGGCUUUAGCAAAGUUGUCCAGAUAAGUUCUGAGUUGUCAUCUCUCAAACUCAUUCCUGAUAAUAAAUUAUUAUCAUGAAGGAAGAUAAGACAAAAGACUUCACUGCCAUACUGUGGUAAUGAAAGGUGAUUCUUUGAGUUUCGUCGAGAUAUAUCGACCUCAAAUGAAACUAUCAUUAAAAACAUCUGAGGUAGUUUUUGUAAGGUACAAAGAGUUAUGAAGUCAUGUUUUAUACUAGUUAGCCAGUGUUUAGGCCCCAUUGUCUUUUAUGAAACCAGUCAGGGUUUUAAUAUUAUUGUGCCUGAUCAAAAGACUUGUAGUAAAUUCUUGUUAAGCCUUUAAGUCCCAAUAGUGACCAAGAUCAAUUUUCUCCUAACAAUAUCCAUACAUUGUCAACAGAUAAGUUAUGAGAAUUAAUAAAAUGAUCACCUAUGUAAAAAUGCCUUGAUCUUUUAACAAAUUCUCUUAACUAAUUCUUUAAGGAAAUGUAUAGAGAUCAGUUUGGAGAAAUUGUAUGCAGAUACUGGGGCUUAAAGGGUUAAAGGAGCUAUGUCACAUUAUUUGCUGUUUAAAAAAAGCUAAAAGAUCAUGUCCUGGCAUCAAAUUAGUUUCAAAAAUAAUGGUUUAGUUUUGUUAUACAAGACUCUAUUUUGGUAUUGAAACUGUUGCCUACUGUCUCUUGCUAUGGAUAGCAUGGAUGUAUGUGGAUUGAAACUUGAAAAAGUUGACCAAAACAGUAUAAUGCUAUGCCUGAAAAAAUUACCUUUAAGAUUUUUAUGGUGGUGCUCUCGGAUGAGAUUUGUUUGAUACAGAUCUUUUUCAUAACUCUAUAGGAGCAUUUUUUGUAUGAGUAAGGUUUUAAGUAGUGACCUAAGCACAGAAUUGACCUAAAACAGCAAUAUUCUUGUGACAUGGCCACUUUAAACAGAGCUGAAUCCACACUUGUUAGAACCAAUAAUAUGAGUGGAUAAUCUCCUGUGGGCUUCAGCUUGGCGUUGUAAAGCCUAUGCAGAUCAGACGUGAAUAUCUUAUCAUACUUGUGAAUUGAGCUUUUUAUCGAAAGUUAAUUAAUACUAAUAAACCUUGUCACGGUUUUGGAAGCCAUCUUGACGAGAAGGCAACAGCGUGACAAAUUACAGUGUUUGAAUGAGAAUGUAAUGUCGAAUAAUUUCCGUAAAACGCCUGUUCUGAAAAAAUACAAAUUGUAAACUAAAGCUACACAGCAAAGGAUUCUUCUAACAAAUUUUGGAGGCCGUAACUGGGGUUAAAUUUCUCCACACAGUUGCUUCAGAUUUUCCAUAUAUAUGUCUGCAAUUUUUCCCUGGAAAUUUUAGGCGGCUGGAAGAAAAAGUUUUACAGGCCAAUGUAUGGAAAAUUUUUAAAAGUGGUGCUAGUGCAUGUAGCUGCAUGUAACGCCCUCAAAUUUUUUCAGUUGAAUCGUUAGGAGUGAAGCAUUAGUUUACAAUUCCCUUUUUUUUCCAGAAUAGGUGUUUUACGGA